Messenger RNA from Alnus glutinosa, 1099 nucleotides. RefSeq names its product cysteine-rich receptor-like protein kinase 25. Bases 182 to 1099 code for a protein of 305 amino acids. The record is from RefSeq and is a predicted model, not a curated record. The transcript has 2 exons. NCBI's taxonomy places the organism in Eukaryota, Viridiplantae, Streptophyta, Magnoliopsida, Fagales, Betulaceae.
AUGAAAUUUCCUACUUCCACAGUUCUACUGCUGAGGUACGUUCCCAACUUUGACUGAUCGAGAUCUGCGUUACCGCGAGCUCGGGGGACUUGACUAAGUUGACUUGCUUCAUUACUAGCUUCGAUUCUAGCUCCACCGGCCACCAUAUCUUCUCAAUCCCGGAGCCGCCUUGCUCACGAUCAUGGGCUUGCUGAUCAGCUUCAACCUCUGCAUGACGACCCUUUUUGUCCUCUCCUUGCUGAUCGCCUUUCUUAGCCAAACCAGAACUGAAGCUGCUGCUACCCACCUCAACACUGCCUGCCCAAACACAACCACUUUCACAGCCAACAGCACCUACCAUGCCAACCUCAAGCACCUCCUCGCUUACCUCUCCUCCAACGCCACUAGCAACCUGGAAUUCUACAACGCCUCAGCCGGAAACUCCGUUGACACGGUUUACGGCCUAUUCCUUUGCCGCGGCGACAUCCCUGCCGAAGCCUGCCGAGACUGUGUUUCCGUGGCAACCAAAGAGGUUGUCGACAGCUGCCCCGAGGAGAAAAUGGCAGUGACUUGGUACGAUGUGUGCAUGUUACGCUACUCUAACCGGUAUAUCUUCUCCACCAUGGUCCCCGACCCUACCUAUUCUUUUUCUACCCAACAGAGAGUUCCGGAGCCUAACCGGUUUGACGAGCUAGUGAUGGCAACAAUGAAUGAUUUGGCAAGCCGCGUUUCAAAUGUUGGGUUUGGAGCCAAGAAGUUUGGGAUGAAAGAAGCGAAAUUCACAGCGUCACAAACGCUGUACACCUUUGUGCAGUGCACGCCAGACCUGUCGGGUUCCGAUUGCAAUAGGUGUCUUCGGAUAGCGAUGACGAAUCUUCCGGGUUGCUGUGGUGGAAAGGAAAGCGGCGUAGUUUUGUUUCCGAGUUGCGUUGUUGCGUAUUCUGUGGACCCGUUUUACCUGCCGGUAAACAAAUCGGCGUCAACGCCAAAUCCAGCACCUGUUCUUCCACCUCCUAGGCCUGGUGAUUUUUUUUUUUCCUUUUACUUCGUAUCAUCCCAAACUUCUAAGAUAUUGAAGAAAACAUUGCUCGACUCUAAGAUGUGUGGUUGGUUCCCUUAA